Molecule: messenger RNA, 1006 nt
Organism: Amphiprion ocellaris (clown anemonefish)
Lineage: Eukaryota; Metazoa; Chordata; Actinopteri; Pomacentridae
Gene: ppih
Product: peptidylprolyl isomerase H (cyclophilin H)
Exons: 9
Coding region: 95-628 (177 amino acids)
Biological process (GO): protein folding; protein peptidyl-prolyl isomerization
Cellular component (GO): intracellular membrane-bounded organelle
Molecular function (GO): peptidyl-prolyl cis-trans isomerase activity
Source: RefSeq, a predicted model, not a curated record
UACCGUAGGUCCUGACAGCGCAUGUGCCGGACGUUCAAAUGAGUCGCACUUGUUUGGGCAAACUGUCUGUUUUUUAGUCUUUAAAAGAACCAGAAUGUCCCUUCAAGCAACAAACCCCCUCAACCCGAUAGUCUUCUUCGACAUUACCAUCGGAGGGCAGGAUGUCGGACGGAUGAAGAUCGAGCUGUUUGCUGACGUGGUUCCAAAGACAGCAGAGAAUUUCCGGCAGUUCUGCACUGGAGAGUUCAGGAAGGACGGCGUUCCCAUCGGCUUCAAAGGUUGCACAUUCCACAGGGUGAUUAAAGACUUCAUGAUCCAAGGAGGAGACUUUGUGAAUGGCGAUGGAACCGGGAUCUGCAGCAUCUACAGAGGUCCAUUUGCAGAUGAGAACUUCAGACUGAAGCACUCUGCCCCCGGCCUUCUCUCCAUGGCAAACAGUGGUCCAGGGACAAACGGCUGCCAGUUUUUUAUUACCUGCACUAAAUGUGACUGGUUAGAUGGGAAACAUGUUGUUUUUGGAAAAGUGGUCGACGGUUUACUGAUCAUGAGGAAAAUCGAGAACGUUCCUACGGGACCCAACAACAAGCCGAAACUCCCCAUCCUCAUCGCACAGUGUGGAGAGAUGUGAUCCAAGUUGCUCCAAACAUGACAUGAAAAACUUCCACAACCUCUGUACACAUGAAGUAGUAUCUUAAUUUUACCAGGAGUAGAAGGACGGAUGCCUUUCCUGUCAGUUCAGACUCAAGAACUCUCCGGUACGUCUGUUUUUGUACCGAAUAUCAGUUUAAAAGUUGCUUCAAAACCAAAUUAUUCACAUUAUAGUCUGGUUUUGGCACUCAUUCAUGUUUGCUUUUCAAAUUAAUUUUCCACAACUUCUCAUGAAAAGCUGUUGUUCUGUUGUUGAUGUUUUUCUGAGGACAGCUUAUUUUUUAAAACCAGAUAGAAGAAUUACUCAUCGGUUACACUGUUUAUCAUUUCUGAUCAAUAAAUUGUACAUUUUUAUACA